Chelonoidis abingdonii (Abingdon island giant tortoise) is the source of this 797-nucleotide messenger RNA. RefSeq lists its product as uncharacterized. Lineage: Eukaryota; Metazoa; Chordata; Testudines; Testudinidae. The record is from RefSeq and is a predicted model, not a curated record.
GAUCUGUUUCCUCUAAGUACUUCCUUGUGCAGCAGCUAGAAGCUCUAGCCAGAUCAACUCGACAGGCUCCUGGGUCAGCGCACCCAUUCAACUGCAGUUUGAAACAAGAUGGGUGACAUUUUCUCAUCUCAGGUGGAGCUGAAAAAGCUGGAGAACGAGGAGGCAGAAAGGAAGCGACAGCACGAGAAGGAAGAGAAACAAAGACAGCGCGAGGAGGAAGAGAAGAAGAGACAGCAUGAGGACCGGGAAAGAGAACGACAGCACAAAGAACGCAUGCACCAGAGAGAGCUUGAAGACAAGGCCAAAGAAAGAGAGGCCCAGCGCCAGAUGCAUGAGAGAGAGUAUGAGGAGCAAGAGAAGAAGAGGAAGCAUGAGGAGAUCAUCAUACAGCUGCAGAACAGAAACCUGGAAUUGCGCAUUCUCCGCCGAACUGGUCUCUCAGCCAGUAAGAAUUCCCCACCGUACUGUCUUAUCCAAGAUGCUCUGUCAUCCAUCACACACCCCACUAUGCCUGAUGCUGAUGAGAAUGGUGAUGACAGCGGUGACGAUGAUGAUAUUUACAACUACGGUUCUCCACACUGAAUUAUACACUGUUCUUAACCUUACCAGUGGAGGGAUUCCCAGCCAUGAUGCCCAGUGUAUUGUCACCUAACUGGCCCAGCACCAAGGACGUAGUCCAUUUCUCCUCUCACCUUCCCUUCCCUUUUGCACUAAUGGAAUGCUUUUCCCACCCCGGGGUUUAUUUCUGACUUUUCUGAGUCCUAGUUACUGGCAGUGCUAAUAAAGACAUAAACAAC